Messenger RNA from Sesamum indicum (sesame), 4275 nucleotides. It is a transcript of the gene ATIM, whose product is annotated as timeless family protein. The record is from RefSeq and is a predicted model, not a curated record. Gene Ontology annotation, molecular function: DNA binding. Gene Ontology annotation, cellular component: replication fork protection complex. Lineage: Eukaryota; Viridiplantae; Streptophyta; Magnoliopsida; Lamiales; Pedaliaceae. Gene Ontology annotation, biological process: DNA replication checkpoint signaling; replication fork arrest; DNA repair.
AAAAAGUAAAGAAAAGGAAAAGAGAAAAUAGAGAGAAAUUAUGAACACACUCGAGCCUUUCUCAAAAAGGGCGGGAAAUUUGCUUCGCGCUUGGCGCCCCCCCUAAAAGCCCUAAUCCCAGAAAUUCUCAGAUCCCCCAAGUUUCCAAACCAGUUCUACUUCCACCCAUUUCACCACAUUUCGUCUAUCAUUCUCCCCAAACUUGAGGUUUUUGUUAAAGCUACAUGGACGGAUUGUCCAGCAUCUGCGCUGGCCUCGGAACAUUAGAAGAAGACGACAAUGGGAAGCGAAUUGGUUAUGCCAAGGGAGAGUACUGUUCAGAUAACCUGAAGGAUUUAUUAAGGUUUCUAAGGCGUGAUGAUCCGGAGAAACGAGAUGUGUUCAAGCAAGUUUGUAAAUGGAACAUAGUGGGAAAAGAUCUGAUACCUAUUAUUGAGUAUUGUCAAGAAGAUCGAAAUUUAGUGCUAAAUUCAGUGAAGGUGUUGGUGUUUCUUACUAUGCCUGUUGAGCCCACGUCUAUUGAUAUAGCCCAGCAGAUUGAGUAUCUAUGGGGAUUGAAGUCUGCCAUUACGUUCAGUGAUAUUGUUCCAGUGAUAGUGUCUCUUCUGGAAAGUCCACUAGAAAAUCUCGAAAAUGAAUCCUUUACAGAAGAAGAUUGGAAAUUGGUUCAGCUGGUCCUUACUUUGUUCCGCAACCUUCUUGCUAUUCAAGAUAUAUCAACUCAGCAGAAAGCUGGAGGAUCGGCCACUCAAUUCCUAGCCCUGCGGGACAGGUUUCUAGAACUAUUAUUCCAGGAGAAUGUGACGGACCUGAUAUUAGUAUUGUCUCAGCACACUGGUGGUUCUCAUGGCUACCUACGUCAAGAUAACUUGCUUUUACUGGAAGUUUUCUAUUACAUAUUUAAGGGUCAAGAGCCGGAGUUGAUUGCUAAGGCAUAUUUAAAGGGCUCAAAGGUGGAAGAUGACCCUGAAGAAACAGUUUCUACUCUUCAAUCUAUUAUGACAGAGGAGCAAGAGAAAAGAAAGCUGACCAGAUUUCAUAAACUCAGUUGCUAUUCACAGUUUAGUGGAACAUUUACCCGGGUCUCCUUGGAUGGUUCUAAAGCACUUCUUAAAGGAAACCCUUCUGCGUCUGCUGACGCUUUGCUAAAGGCUCACAAGAAUUACCGAGGUCCGUCGAAAAGAGAAAUGUGGGACCAUGGAGAACUGCCAUCUAUAAAAAAUCAAAUCCUGCAAUUACUUGAUGAUUUUAUAAGCCAGUUUCUGAUGGGGGGAUACAAUGUUUUGAUGCUGUCAAUCCGGGAGGAUAUUGAAAAAGAAAACCAGGAAAUUCAGAGUAGCGAUGUGGUCAUGUUCUUUCAAGUUGCUCAAUUUGUCACCUCAUUUCAAUAUCACAAGUGUUUAGCUUCAAAGCCUAGUAAUCAUGUUGAAAACAGAGCAUCAGCGACUUGUCAUGAUGACAACACUUUGUUUACUGGUAGUAUAUGCGGACCAAUUGCUGAAACUCUGAACGAGUCGAUGUUUCUAAUGGUCAUUUCGAAAUGGCGUUAUGCAUUUGAAGGUUUAAAACAAACAAACGACUAUAAGUUUCUUUCAGCAGCAGGAUCCCUGGUGAAAAUUAUGAUACGUAUGCUGGAUUUGGUGCUGAAGCAAUGCCCCGAAGAUUCUAAGGAACCUCAGACAGCUCGAGUCCUUCUAUACAAGUUAUUCUAUGAUCAAACUGAGGAAGGGAUGACUCAGUUUCUCCUGAACCUGAUUAGAUCAUUUGAUACUCAUAAACAGUCAAAAAGUGAUCUUGCUAACUUGGUGGAAAGCAUGCAUGUGGUGCUACGACUAUUGGAGAAUCUUCAAGCACGUGGCACCUUACGGGUUUCGAAAAAGUCAAGGAAGAAAAGGAUGAAUAAGAGCAAGAAUGAAAAUGUUUGUGAACCGAGUGUGGACAAUGCUACCGUUCCGAAUGAGGUUGGCAGCUCCAUUUGUGAAGAAUCAGCUGAUAUCAAUCUUAUUGAGAAGGAGACAUUAAAAGUUCAGGAUUUUGACGUAGAGGCAGAUAGAAGUAUGAGGGAUUCCAUUCAGGUUGAUGAACCUGCUAUAAAGCCUGCUAAUCUAGCAAGCAAUGAGUCAGAGACAGAUGACAUAAAUGUUUUUCAUCGUGGUGGUCUUUAUCCUGAAACUGAUAAUUCUUCUGGUGAUGAGCAGCUAGUAUUGACAGAUGAAGUUGACUUUAAGGUGUCUUCUUUGGUUUAUGCUCUGGCUAACAACAGUGUUAUUCAGAAACUAUGUUGGCUGCUGAAGUUCUACAAGAGCAAUUCUGUCAUUACGAACCAUUACAUAGUAAGCAUGCUUCGGCGAAUUUGUGAUGAUUUGGAACUAUCGCCAAUGCUAUACCAGUUAUCAUACCUCACAAUAUUCUAUGAGAUCCUGGAGGAGCAGAAAUCAAGACCAUGCAAAGAAUAUGAGAAUGUUGUUACCUUUCUGACAAGUUUGGUUCGGAGAAUGUUGCGGAAAAUGAAGAGUUAUCCCCUUCUCUUUGUGGAAGUUCUAUUUUGGAAGACACGAAAAGAAUGCCAUUAUAUAAAUUGUGGAUCCAUGCUAAAUGAGCUUAACAGUAUGAAAAAUAAAACUGGGCAAAGCAGAAGUGACACUAAAAGUGGAGGAAAUGGUUUGUUUGAGGAGCAACAAUGGGUACGAAGGAGUAUAGCAGAUGCCCUUGGUGAUGAUGAUUUUGUAGCAGCUCGGCAGGACAGCCAAGGGGGAUAUGAUCCUUUUGAAGGCAAAUCUCAGAAGCUGGCACAAAGUCAUGGGGAACAAAAUGAGACCAGUACAUCAAAUCCAAACAAAGCCAUUGAUGGGAGUGAAAUUUCUGAUAGGGAGGGGCGAUCUGAAGAACCUGACAGAAUAUCAAAAAGAGGAAGCCGCCUCGUUCUCAGUGAUGAAAUGGAAGGCAGAUUGAAGGAUCUCUAUGAAAAGUACAAGGAUAAUCCAGAUUGUUGUCAGCUCAUUGCUGGAGAGCUUGAUCCAAAUGGGGAUAUUUCGAAAAUGCGAGUUGCCAAGACACUUAAACAGCUUGGAUUUAAAAUGCCAGCUAGGGAAAAGAUGCAGAGGUCUGAUGCCUCCAUUCAACUUGGAACCAAUAAAAGGGAUCUUACAAGGGGUAGCAUUACUGCAGAGGAAAGUUCACCCUUGAGAAAACCUACGCAUUCUAGAAAAAGAGUACACGCAUUUAGCGUGGACGAGGAGCAGAAGAUUAAAGAUUUGUUUGAGCAGUUUAAAGAUCAAAAGAGGUGCAGUUACAUGAUUGCUAAUGCGCUCGAUGGCAGUGGCAGAAUUUCUGCAGCUCGGGUUUCUCGCAAACUCAAGCAACUUGGCCUUGUUGGGCCAAGAAAGAAGAGGUCUCAUGCUAACAAGCAUUUGAAGGACGAGGAUUUUAGUGACAUUUCUUCAGAAGCUGCAGGCAAAUCCGACGAUGAAACAUUGUUCUCUAGGAGAAACAGGGGCAAACAAAAGCGAAAUGAAGGUCAUUAUGAUGAGGAGCACAGUAUGAAGAUUGCGCAGAAAUUGCCCGAAGAUGUGUCUGAUGAUGAGUUGCUCAGCUCUAUGUUUGUAAAAAGAAAGAAAAGGUCCUCGAGAAAUGAUGAUGAUGAACAUAUGAAUGGUUCAUUUGAGAAGAAUUUAGUUGAAGCUAACUCCAUAGACAGGGAUACUCAAGUUCCAGAGAGGGAUGCUUCUGGGCUAACCAAUCAGAUUGGAGCUGUAGAAGACACUGUAAUAGUUGAUCAUCCUGGCGAUGCAGAAACUGAAGCAAUUGUAGUGGAUAAUCCAAAUGAAUCAGAUGCCAAGUCUUUUGCGAAAGCUGAUGACUCCUCCAAGCAGACGCUCUUUGAUGAUGAGCUUGAUGAUGAAUUAGUUGAUUUUGAUAAAAACACGGAUUCUGUUACGACACAGGAAAAUAGUGCAUCAAGAAGGCGGCUGAGGAUGGUAAUAGAUUAUGAGGACGAUGACGAAUAAGGUUGUUCGGUUGCAUGUCUCUUGUAAAUGCUGCAUGAAUGUAAUGUUUAUGAAACAAUUUUUAUUUUUAUCUUCUAAAAUUAUGUCUCUAUUAUGCGAAUUACAAAAAGAAAAGGAGUGGAUUAUCAUGCCGGUCUUGCUCGACUCUUUCCAUUACAAAAAGAACAGGUGCUAAAAUUAUUCAAUUCCGUACACAGAAUUAUCUUUUAUGUAGACUGCGGAGCUGCUCGUUGAAUGAUGUUAUUAUACACUUCAACUUAAAGAGGAU